Molecule: messenger RNA, 4186 nt
Organism: Cladophialophora immunda
Lineage: Eukaryota; Fungi; Ascomycota; Eurotiomycetes; Chaetothyriales; Herpotrichiellaceae
Exons: 2
Coding region: 597-3806 (1069 amino acids)
Cellular component (GO): mitochondrion
Molecular function (GO): L-glutamate dehydrogenase (NAD+) activity
Source: RefSeq, a predicted model, not a curated record
AAAAAUUCUUUUUGGCUCGCGGGGCACGCGUACGUCUUCAAAGAUCCCAUUGUAUAAAAAAGGCUCAAGGAUCCGCCCUUGCUGCGCCCACGAGACCCCCCAAUCCACCACCACCCCCCUUAGGCACAGAGCAGUUGCGCACUUCCGCCCCCAGAAGGUGUUUCAGCUGCGGUGAGACUUCUCGCCAUCCGAUAUCUCGUCUUUGCUCUUAUCGAACCCGCGUCAUUGGCGAUCACAAGGGUCUGACUGACGCGGUGCCCGAAUUGGACGCUUGACCUGGAUCGAGCGGUUAUAAUACCCUGCGGACAGCCUCAUUAGCCUCGCUUUGUUCGCAUAAUCAGUCCAACUCCCGCUUCAACCAGCCAUAUCAGAACCUCCUCAGGGGCCCUUGGGUGCGGCUGACAUGCUCACCCUUCGCGACAAACACCAUUAGCUGAACCUACGUAUUACCUGUCCAGAGAGCUCUUGAGCUCGACGUCUGCCGCUGCCUCUUUCACUUCCUUCUUACAUUCCAUUGAUUCUGUCGCUCACUGUUCUGGCCACUUUACAUCGAAUUUCCUGCCGUACUUCUCACCACACUCCUUUCCGGAACGAACAUGGAUCAUCUCUCGCUCAACGGCGACCAGCCGCUUAACCCGGCAAAACACAAGCUGGUCGAGCAAAUCAUCAGAACACCGGGGAGACAACCCUCGCCCCAACCAACUUUGCUAGGAGUGCCCGGUGCCUCUCAAUCCAAUCAGUCGCUACACCGUAUCUUGUCGGAUCAUAGUCCUGGCUAUGUUGCACCUCAAUUCGAGGGCAAGAGGGCGCAAAUGGAAGAGGUUAUGGACCUCAUCGAAGAGAAGGGCUUCCUUCCCACCGAAUUUAUCGCCUCCGAGACUGAAUGGUUCUACAAUUCUCUGGGAAUCGACGACAUGUACUUCUCCACCGAAGCCGUCGAGGCCGUGGCAAGCAACAUCCUCUCGUUGUAUGCGGCCAAGCUCGCUGCGUACGCGCGGGAUGACAAGAAGCUGGAGAUCAGACUGGCCAAAGAGGCGUCCGACCAUGCGGUCUACAUUGACACAAGCAAGCCCGGAAUAAGUAUCAUUGACGGGCCGAGAUACGAACAGAGAAUCGACGAGAAAUACAUCGACGGCUCGACACCGGCAAGGAGCUUCCGUGUCGAGUCCUUCCGAUCGAGCAACGCCCUGCCAGAAAAUCCCGACGAGUCAUUGCGAUGUUAUUUCGUCUAUGAGUGUCAAUUCAAGAACCCGAACCCUGGCCCCGACGAGACGGACGUCGAGGUCAUUGGUGAGAAGAGGUUCCUGCAGAAGGCGACGCAGAAAACCAAAGAGAUCUACCAGGAGAUUAUCACCUAUGCUGUUGCACGGACUGGCCCGGUCAUCGAGAUGUUCGAGAUGGAGGGCACCCGAGAAAAGAGACUGGUCAUUGCCUACCGUCAAGGGUCGGCCAUGGGCAUUUUCAGUGCCCUGUCAGACCUCUACCACUACUACGGAGUCACGAGCUCUCGAAAAUACGUCGAGCAGUUUUCCAACGGCAUCACAGUGGUCUCUCUCUAUUUGAAACCGGCCAGCAAUGAGAUUGCCAAGUCAAGGUAUCCUCCGAUCGAGGCAUCAAUCCACCAGAUCAUCAAAGAGGUCUCGUUGCUUUUCUGCGUCCCUCAGAACAAGCUUCAGGGACAGUUCGCCAGUGGCAAUCUGAGCUUGCAAGAAAGCAUCUACGCCCAUUGCGUGCACGUCUUUGUCCAGCAAUUCCUCAACCGGCUCGGCUCCGAGUACACCUCGUUGGUCGCGGCGUUGAAAGGAGACACCAAUGCCAAUGCGGAAUUGCUUUCGAAGAUCAAGAAGCGGCUGCGGACAGAGACAUUUACCUCGGACUAUAUCCUCGAAAUCAUCAACAAAUACCCCGAGCUCAUUCGCAAUCUGUACCUCUCGUUUGCGAGCACCCACUAUGUGCAGACCAGAGGAGAGCAGGAUGAUUUCAUUCCCACGCUCAGUUAUCUGAGAUUGGACGUGCAAAACGUUCUCGACGAUGCCACGUUGGCUGAGAUGGUCUCGACGACGACUCAAAACCAACACGAUGAGAUGGUGAUGCAAUAUUUCUUGACCUUCAACAGGGCCGUUCUAAAGACCAACUUCUACACCCCAACCAAGGUGGCUCUGAGUUUCCGUCUUAAGCCCAGCACUGAAUUCCUGCCCGAGCAUGAAUAUCCACAACCCUUGUAUGGGAUGUUCUUGGUCAUUGGGUCGGAGUUCAGGGGGUUCCAUCUUCGGUUCCGCGACAUUGCACGUGGUGGCAUUCGGAUCGUCAAGUCUCGUAACAAGGAACUUUACGCAAUCAAUGCCCGAACCCAAUUCGAUGAGAACUACAACCUGGCCAACACUCAACAGAGAAAGAACAAGGACAUUCCAGAAGGUGGAUCCAAAGGAGUUAUCCUUCUUGACUAUCAACAUCAAGACAAGACUCGUGUGGCCUUCGAGAAAUACAUUGACAGCAUCAUGGACCUUCUUCUGCCUCCUACGAGCCCUGGUAUCAAAGAUCCCAUCGUCGAUCUGCAUGGUCAGGAGGAGAUCCUGUUCAUGGGACCGGAUGAGAAUACCGCCGACCUCGUGGACUGGGCCACGGAACAUGCCCGUGCAAGAGGUGCCCCGUGGUGGAAAUCCUUCUUCACUGGCAAGAGUCCCAAGCUGGGUGGUAUCCCCCACGACUCAUACGGAAUGACGACUUUGUCCGUCCGCGAGUAUGUUCUGGGGAUUUAUCGCAAGUUGAACCUGGAUCCCAGCAAAAUCAGAAAGCUGCAGACCGGUGGUCCGGAUGGAGACUUGGGUUCCAACGAAAUCCUCCUCAGUAACGAGAAGUACACCGCCAUCGUUGAUGGUUCUGGUGUCCUCGUUGACCCGGAAGGACUGGACCACGCCGAGUUGGUACGUUUGGCAAAGAAGCGAGUGAUGAUUUCGCAAUACGACAUCUCAAAACUGUCACCACUAGGAUACCGCGUGUUGGUGGAAGAAAAUAACAUCACAUUGCCUUCUGGCGAAAAGGUCCACAACGGCAUGACGUUCCGAAACACGUUCCACCUUCGCGAUGCUUCGCAAUACGACCUCUUCGUGCCUUGCGGUGGUCGGCCGGAAUCCAUCGAUCUGUCCAGUGCCGGCAAGCUGAUCGUGGACGGCAAGUGCAAGAUCCCGUACAUUGUUGAGGGAGCCAACCUGUUCAUCACGCAAGAUGCCAAACUUCGACUUGAAAAGGCCGGCUGCGUCAUCUAUAAGGACGCCUCGGCCAACAAGGGCGGCGUGACUUCGUCGUCGCUUGAGGUGCUGGCAAGCUUGUCUUUUGACGACAAGGGCUUUAUUGAGAACAUGUGUGUUCACAGUGACGGAACCGUCCCCGAGUUCUACAAGACGUACGUCAAGGAAGUCCAAGAGACCAUCAAACGCAAUGCUCGCCUCGAAUUCGAAGCCAUCUGGCGUGAAUACGAAGCCACGGGGAUCCCUCGCUCGACGCUCUCCGAUCAGUUGUCUCUUGCAAUCACCAAGCUUGAUGAGGAUCUUCAAAACUUCAACGAUUUGUGGAACAACAAGACGCUUCGGCACCAGGUAUUUAAAGAGGCGCUGCCCCAGACGCUGCAGGAGAAGGUGGGACUAGACAAGAUCCUGAGCCGUGUGCCGGACAACUAUCUCAAGUCCAUCUUUGGGAGUUUCCUGGCCAGCCGAUUUGUGUAUGAGUAUGGCGCGACGCCCAGUCAGUUUGCCUUUUUUGAUUUCAUGAGCAAGAGGCUCACGGAUGCGGUCGCCAACGGACAGUGAUCGGGGGGAUGGACGCGUGCAAAGACAUGGUUUCAAGGCAAAGAUAUUUGAGGGCGUCCCGUGACGAAGGGUUUGCACGAGAAUGAAGGUGCUAGAUGUCUACUUAAGCGGAUUAACAGAUGAGACUCAGGAAGGACGGGUACAUGGUCAUAGCGGGAGCGAAAAGGGGGACAAGGGGGAAGACAAAAGCAAGAGAUUGUGCGAGACCGACAUAGACCCGGCAAGUCAGCGACGCAAGCAAUACAAUGAAUGCGAUCCAUGAUCUGUAGCACGGCUUUGUGUAGAGUCGAUUUGUUUACGAGGGAGGCCCCUCGCUUCGAGUGCCAUCACGGACAGUCGAUGAUGUUUCUGGACGGUUGUAAACUGUCUCGACCGUUGAA